GCGUGCGCGUGCGUCUGACGAGGAUGGCAAACACGCGUGCCUUUACGCCGAGCGAGAAGCACACAGCGCACGGCGGAAGAGAAUGAAAAAAGGCCUUACAAUCAAAAAGUGCUGCACGUGCCGUGAUUGCCCGGACAGCAUUUAACAACUCCAAGAGGCGAUCCAAUGUCUUCGUAACUCAAGAAAACGACCUCACGAACAUGGUACAAGCACCGGACAUUGAAAUGGGGCACAAAGACUUGCCGCAAGCGUUGGUGCUGCUCGGCGAGAUGAACGUGAGCGCACAGCACGUUGCUGGUCUGGUGGACAACAUGCUGGUGAAGGUGAGGAAGGGUGAAAUCAGCACUGACCAGGGACUUAGCUUUCUUGAGAUGAAGUACAACAUGCUGCUUGGGUAUCUUAUUAAUUUAACAUUUGUGGUGCUGAGGAAGUGCUCAGGAGAGAGCAUUGAAGGUGAUCCAUGCAUUGAUAGGCUGGUUGAGAUCAGGACAGUAUUGGAGAAAAUCCGGCCGAUUGAUCACAAGCUGAAGUAUCAGAUUGACAAACUGGUGAAGACAGCUGUAAGUGGUAGCAAUGCAAAUGAUCCCAGUAUGUACAAGGCAAAUCCAGAUAAUAUGCUGGAAAAUAGUGAGGAAGAGGGCUCAGAAGAGGAGAGUGAAGGUGAAACUAAAACUGGGAAGAGUUCUGGUGUAUAUGUGCCUCCAAAAUUGUCAGCUGUACAUUAUACAGGUGAUGAAACUGCGCAAGAACGUACCAAGCGCAUGCAGGAUAGAACCAAAAAGGCAGCGAUUUCAUCAGCGUUGAUGGAUGAACUGCGCGAGGAGUACCUGGACACACCAAUGGAGGUCAAUCAGGGUUCACGCGCUCAGCAGAAGGUGUCCAAGGCGGCCCAGGAACGCCAGCGAUACGAAGAGGAGUACCUCACCAGAUUGCCCGCCGAUAAGAAGGAUAAACACACACGUGGUAAACUCACCACGCUGGGUAGCCUCGGUGAUGAGGUGACCGAUUUCGGCGAGAAGAAGAGCGGUGGUAAGAAUAAACGCAAGCGGCCCGGCAAGUCGAAAACGGCACUCCGCAACAAGCGCAAGCGCUUCCAUUGAAAAUGCUGACUCGAGCACGUCUUAUGAUUCACUCUGAUUUCAUUAAACAUAAUUAGGAAUCACGAAUACUGUCAAUUUAACCAAAUGACAAUUUUUAAUUGGUAAACACUUUACAAAAACACUUAGUUCAAACACAUAAGGAACAGUAAUAAGUAAAAUGAUAUCAAAAUAUUUUGCUUUGUAAUGCAAAAUGUUACAAAGUUGCGCUCAUUGCGUUUGUUUGUCUGUGAUAAUAUUAGAGACACAGACAGUAUGCGCGAAAAUCGUCUACGCACACACAGAAAUAAACUUGGUGUGUGUGUGUGGAUGAUUUUCGUGUGACUUUGAGUUAUUCUGCAAUAAAGGUCGUUUUUGCGGAACCAGGAAAUAACGAGGGUACAUUUUAAACAUAAAAACGAAAAACUUCCUUCGAUUCGCAGAUAAUUUCAAAGUGAAAAAUCGUUGAAACGUUAACAAGUGACAAAAUGAAAAGAGCUUAAACCCCAGUUGCCUAUGGUGACCAAAAAUGUUUCAGUUUUGCGAGCAAUUGCGAGAAUUAUCAAAAAAAUGAAAAGAAAUUAACUUAUAAAUUAUGAUCAUCUAUUUGAUUUCAAAUACAAUUAACGUGUGUAAACGGAGAGAAAAAAUUCAAAAGUAAUACAAAAACGUGCAUGUCUAAUUGCAUGGAUAAAAAUCUAAAAAACCAAAAAUACGUAGUAGUUUGUAGCAAAACAUAUUUCGAUAAUGGUAGUUUUGUGUUUUUGCCAAUCGCGGCGAAGCAGAGAAUGCAGGAUAUUUCGGUGUACAUCUUUCGGCUAUUAUAACCGUUUCGGUCUUUGUAUUCCUUUAGGUAUUCAUACUAGUUUUCUAUCUCUUUGGACAAUUUAUAAUCACUUUUGUUUGUUAAGCAUAUUUAUCGUGUUUUGUUUUCGUGGGCAUUCAGUUACGCGUUAUUGGUUACCAAAAUCUUUGAUUUCGAAUUUAUGAUAAAUAAUUAAUCGAAGAAUAUAUGUGCGCGCGUAUUAAUUCUAUAUUAAAGGUAUCAUUGGUGAGUAACGGAGAUAAAUGAGGAUAAAAUGAUGGAAAAAAAAUGAUUAAAUGAAAUAUAGACUGAAUAUUUUUACUAUACAUUAUUAUUCAAUGCAAAUAUGGCGCAUUUUAUUAUACAUACGCAUAAAGUACGCAAAGUUACGAUAUUAGCAGAGAUAUUGUAAGAUGUAGGGCGGACUCGUAGCCUCUUCAAUCUUCACUUUCACGUUAUACUUAACAUUUACAAAACUUUCGUGGACUAAAAAUUGUUUUCAAUUUUUCGAACGUCACAGAUGCAUAUGAAAGUUUUAUUAACUUGUAUCUAUUGUUAAGAUGGUUGGGUCUUGUUGGGAUGUCACUGUUUUGUCAUCCCAGACCUUACGCAUCUUUGGAUGGAUCAAAUAGCUGCAGAUAUAUUUUUAUCUUGAAUUUUUACUAGUGUAUCGAAUCGAAUAGUAAUGUAAAUGUCUAUAAAACGAUAAAGAUAAAGCAAAAAAAAUCAGUCGUGGUGUAAAAGUUGUAUCAUAAUGUACAAGAUCAUUAAUUCUUACACCAUAUGAUUAAUAUUUUCUUAAAAAACAAAAUGAUAAAAUGGAAAAAUUACUCAUUCGCACCGAAAAUCUACUGCGAAAGCAAAAAAUACGCAUGUAAGCAAACGUAUAGUCAUUAUCAUGUAUGUAUUUAUCAGCGGGCAGGGCUUGCUUCUGUUCUGGUAGGCGCAAUACUUCAAGUCCAACUGGUUAUUGUUAUUAGGGAAAUCGUUGUAUCCCCAGUUGCGACUUGGAAAGAAGUGCUCAUGAUUUUUGUAUCAGUUUUACGAGAAACGUUUGAUUUCGAUGUUAUACCGAUUGCCUUCUCACAAAACAAACAAAAGAUACAAAUGUCGUAGCGAUAACAAAAUACAUAUAGUCGUAAUCACAAUAACGGGAAUAAGUUGACAAACACGCACGAAACUGGAAUAUUUUCUACAUUUCAAGCAGAUUUUUUACAAUAAUAUCGAAUAAUAACGGCACAAUUCAGUCGAUCGUCAAAUCGAACAAGUGACACAAACAAAGAAGUUAUUUGUUGUUAAUAUUAUAGAUACAAAGGUUGUUUGUUGAAAAAUACUUCUUGUUUGUGUUCUCGUUACACAGCAGUGCACACGCAGGCAGAAUUUGUUACCGAAACUCUUGACAAUGAAGAAACAUAGCAAUUUAAUUAUUUUCUUUAACUGUUAUAAGUUAUCACAUACUAUUAUUAUUAUUAUUAUUAUAUUCUUAUUACUUAUUAUUAUUUAUUACGUUUUUCGGUUAUCAACUAUUCGUAUGAUGUUGUUUUUCAUUUAUGUCUUGAUUAUAAUAAUCGUCUUAGAUGUGAAAAUCUAUAAUGCUGCUAUUAGAAACUUUUGGGGAUUAAAAUGGAGAUAAAAUUAAAGUUUAGUCUAUGUAAAAAUUGUGUAAAGAAAUCAGUAGCUCUUUCGGAUGAAUGCAAAACACAAAAAAAAAUUACGUAUCUACUUAUAAAAUAAUGUUUAGGUAAAAAUGAACGCUACUGAAACGUAAAAAUUGUAAAAUUAAGCUCAACCAUUUAUGAUGAAACAAAAUUGUAUAACGUUAGUUUAUCGCUAUUUAAUUUCACUCUCUAGUGAGUGUUCCAAUCGAUUGAUUUCUUAACAUUUCUAUCGUUUAUUAUAAUUGUAUUUAUGGCUUUAAUUCUGAUGACUUUAAUUAUACGAAACAUUUGUAUUUCUAGACAA
This is a messenger RNA of Dalotia coriaria, 3843 nucleotides long. RefSeq names its product neuroguidin. Gene Ontology annotation, cellular component: nucleolus; small-subunit processome. Bases 201 to 1100 code for a protein of 299 amino acids. Gene Ontology annotation, biological process: maturation of SSU-rRNA from tricistronic rRNA transcript (SSU-rRNA, 5.8S rRNA, LSU-rRNA). The record is from RefSeq and is a predicted model, not a curated record. NCBI's taxonomy places the organism in Eukaryota, Metazoa, Arthropoda, Insecta, Coleoptera, Staphylinidae. The transcript has 3 exons.